This is a messenger RNA of Radiomyces spectabilis, 1815 nucleotides long. Its product is annotated as Dbl homology domain-containing protein. Gene Ontology annotation, molecular function: guanyl-nucleotide exchange factor activity. NCBI's taxonomy places the organism in Eukaryota, Fungi, Mucoromycota, Mucoromycetes, Mucorales, Radiomycetaceae. The record is from RefSeq and is a predicted model, not a curated record. The coding region runs from base 172 to 1632 and encodes 486 amino acids. The transcript is spliced from 7 exons.
AAAAAAAAAAAAAAAAAAAAAGAAACUCAUUCAUUAACGAUUUUCUGGUCCUGUUUUUCUUCUCACCGGUUUCUUUUCGUUCUUCUUUUUUUCUUCUUUUUUUAUUUUACUCUCCUUUCUUUUUAUUAUUCCUCCGUCGGACCAAGAAAAAAAGGUCCUCGCAACUUGGUCAUGGCGCGCAGUAUCGACGAUAAUGGCCAUUUACGCCCGAAAGUUUCAGGACGAGCCAAUUCAGACCUUCGAAUGAAUAGUAUCAGUAGUGCAUCCAGUCAAACCAGUAGCCAAGCCAGUUACAGUGUAAGGUAUCCCAGCGAUAUGACCAGUAUCACGGAUUUUACCAACGAUACACCUUAUACGUCCGGCUUUGAUCAUUACAACGAUACACAAUUCGAUAUUAUUGACACAUUGGAUUAUGAUGACGUGGAUCAUGCACUAAUUGACCAAGAACGUGUGCACCGAAAUCGAGAAUCACUGGUUCAUCAAUUAUUUACAUCCGAGCAAGCUUAUGUGGAAUCGCUCGAUAUUACAGACCGGAUUUUCUUGUCGCCUUUACGCAAAGAUCUGAAGAAAUCAUCCUUUAAUUUUCUUGGGAUGAAAAAAUUAGCAUGUACUGAGAAAGAACUGCGCUGGCUAUUCAUUAAUUUUGACGAGAUUGUACAAAUCCAUCACGAUAUCUUGCGUUCCCUCGAAGAUCGUCUCCGUAUUUGGGGACCCACCCAAAUUAUAUCGGAUGUGUUUCAUACGUGGAUUCCUCGUUUGAAUGCGUAUCAUACCUACCUGGAUCAUUACGACGUUUCGGUAACGACGUAUGAACGAUUGUCACGAUAUCAGCCUUUCAAAAAAUUUGUCGACGCAGCUCACAAAGACAAGGCACUCAGAGGCGCGACUUUACUGUCCUUACUUCAACUUCCGAUCACCUCUAUCAAUCGUUAUGCAGUCUUGAUGAGUAAGCUCGCCGACGCCACUUCCCCCAUGCAUCCAGAUUACAUCGGUUUACAGAAAUGCAAACAGAAAUUUCUCGCUCUCUCGGACGAAAUCAAACCAAAAAUGACCGAUGCAGACAACGUGGAUCAAGUGAUGAUGCUUCAUCAAACGAUUGUUGGGGUGCCGUUUAGUGUGAAAGCUCAGCGACGGCUUGUGUUACAGGGUCAAACGGCCGUGGUUGGACAUCAUUCAAAACCAGGUCCCGAGGAGCGUGCUUAUAUUUUAUUUUCCGACAUUCUGGUGAUUGUGCGGCCCAAGCAGGAAGAAGGGAAACCCGUCUUACACUAUAAAACGCAUAUUUCUCUCGAGCGCGCCCGCAUUCGUAAACUGGCUCCCGAAGAAACCGAUGAUGGUCAACCCCAUUGCAUCGAAAUUACGUCUUCUUUCCAAGGCAUCGACACCCUGAAUUCGACAUUUAUGGGUUCGCCUACCAUUCACAUUCUACCGACGUCGAGUCAACAAGAUCAAGACGAAUGGUUCAAACAGUUAGAAACCGUCAUUGCCAAACUGGACAAAGCAGCCGCUGCCAGUAAAGCCGCUGCAAGUAAACGACUAGCUCAAAGUAGAUCGCCGCCCGAUUCGCUCAGACGUCAAGCAACAACUUCCAACUCGAGUACGCACAGUGGAUCGAGCAGACAGAGUAGCUAAUCGGGAACUGUUCAAUAUUUCCUUUCGAGACGUUACAGCUUACGAAUGCCAAAAUAAAUUUUAAAAGUAAUCAAAUCAACAGUGCGGCAAUUGCACUUGGCAUUUUUCUUUUAAAGAAAGGACAAACGAGUACCUCUAAGCUUGCUAAUCAAUUUUAAUAUGCUGCGCGUAUUUGCAUUUAAU